CUGAACCCCCAGCUGGCCCUGCCCCCCAAAAAGCCAUUCGCCUUCGGCUGCCUUGCGGAUAACAAGAUCGUGUCGCACCUGCUGGUGGCGGAGCCUGAGAAGAUCUACGCCAUGCCGGAUCCCACGGUCCCGGACAGCGACAUCAAGGCCCUCACCACGCUGUGCGACCUGGCCGACCGCGAGCUGGUGGUCAACAUCGGCUGGGCCAAGCACAUCCCAGGGUUCUCCACGCUGUCCUUGGCAGACCAGAUGAGUCUACUGCAGAGCGCGUGGAUGGAGAUCCUGAUCCUCCGCGUCGUUUAUCGCUCGCUCUCCUUUGAGGACAAGCUGGUGUACGCUGAGGACUACAUCAUGGACGAGGACCAGUCCAAGCUGGCCGGACUGCUGGACCUGAACAACGCCAUCCUGCAGCUGGUGAAGAAGUACAAAGCCAUGAAGCUGGAGAAGGAGGAGUUUGUCACCCUCAAGGCCAUCGCUCUGGCCAACUCAGACUCCAUGCACAUCGAGGACGUGGACGCGGUGCAGAAGCUGCAGGACGUGCUCCACGAGGCGCUGCAGGAGUACGAGGCCUCCCAGCACCCGGAGGACGCGCGCCGCGCGGGCAAGCUGCUCAUGACGCUGCCCCUGCUGAGACAGACCUCCACCAAGGCCGUGCAGCACUUCUACAGCAUCAAGCAGGACGGCAAGGUCCCCAUGCACAAACUCUUCCUGGAGCUGCUGGAGGCCAAGGUCUGAGCGGAGGCCGGAGAGCGGGGGAGGGAGAGAGAGCCGUUAACACCCCCGACCUCCUCGCUGCGGACUCUAACCCGACGAUCAACGAAGCAACCACUUUCACUGACCUCAAGAUCCCCUCAUGAACGACCAGGCGUUAGACCCCAUAUCCCAACCCGC
Gadus morhua (Atlantic cod) is the source of this 891-nucleotide messenger RNA. It is a transcript of the gene esrrga, whose product is annotated as estrogen-related receptor gamma a. Gene Ontology annotation, molecular function: nuclear steroid receptor activity; sequence-specific DNA binding; steroid binding. Gene Ontology annotation, biological process: regulation of DNA-templated transcription. Lineage: Eukaryota; Metazoa; Chordata; Actinopteri; Gadiformes; Gadidae. Gene Ontology annotation, cellular component: nucleus. The record is from RefSeq and is a predicted model, not a curated record.